Vollenhovia emeryi is the source of this 3599-nucleotide messenger RNA. RefSeq names its product synaptic vesicular amine transporter (gene Vmat). Gene Ontology annotation, cellular component: terminal bouton; synaptic vesicle membrane. The transcript has 14 exons. Gene Ontology annotation, molecular function: serotonin:sodium:chloride symporter activity. Gene Ontology annotation, biological process: aminergic neurotransmitter loading into synaptic vesicle; transmembrane transport. The coding region runs from base 604 to 2130 and encodes 508 amino acids. Lineage: Eukaryota; Metazoa; Arthropoda; Insecta; Hymenoptera; Formicidae. The record is from RefSeq and is a predicted model, not a curated record.
CGAGGAUCAAGAAGAGGACGUCGAAGAAGCACGGGAGACGCAGACGGUGGUGAGCAGAGAGAGCGACGGCUCCAGGCCGGCACGAGCGAGGUGAGAUGCGCCCUUAUCGCCCUUAUCGCCCUCAAUCGUCCGUGCAGUAUCUAUCGGGGUGCCCCGACACUCCUCGCCAGCCGGAUCGCGACCUCGACGGCUAGCAACGAUAGCGGCGAUACAGGACCGGGGAACGCUCGCUCCGGCCGAACCGACCGAUCUCGGUGGUGCCAUUGUUACAAUCCGGCGGACAAUUCGCCGCGAGACAGCUGCCGAGAUGUGCGUGGAGUAUCAUUGUUAAAUCGUGCGUAACAUGCGACGUACUCUGCCUAUUGUGUCGGGAAAAAAUUCAGUUCACCGCGAUAAUGACGAUAAUGCAUAUCCUCUUUUCGAACCCACGCACGAGAAAAUCGACAAGUGCAGUUGGUUAACGAGAAGCUGAUGGAAAAGUCUUCGAAGGCGAACGCGGUAGAGUGUCAACGCAAUACGGAACUCGAUUGUUCAUCUUCGUGAAAGGCCAUUCCGUUUGGAUUCAUCGACUUCUCAACAUCGGAGGAAGGAUAAAAUUUGAGGAUGGGAGGUGGAGACUGGAGCGGUUGGUUGCAACGAUGCCGGCAAUCCCGGAGGCUCGUUCUCGUCAUCGUCGCCAUCGCACUGCUGCUGGAUAACAUGCUGCUGACGACCGUAGUUCCAAUAAUACCGGAAUUUCUCUACGAUAUCAAACAUCCCAACGCAACAUUAAGCGAGCACCUGGAAGGAAGCGCAUCUCAUCAAACUACGGUCGUCACCACCACAUCGCCACCAGCAACAACAACACCAAAAUGCAGUUGUGCUACAAACAUAUCGGUCGCGUCUCCAUUGGAAUUUUUACACGUUACAACACCUUCUAUGAAUCUAUCGGAAAUUACCGCAGCCAAUCUCACGUCGGCGGACGCGAAGGAAAAGGAGCAGAGACAUCGGGAAUUACUGGAAGAGACCGUAGCAGUAGGAAUGAUGUUCGCCUCCAAAGCUUUUGUUCAAUUGUUGGCUAACCCUAUAGUUGGGCCAUUGACCCAUAAGAUCGGAUACAGCAUACCUAUGUUUACUGGUUUCAUUAUCAUGUUCCUAUCCACGCUGAUUUUUGCUUUUGGACGAAGCUACGGUAUACUUUUCCUAGCGCGAGCUCUUCAGGGUAUCGGUUCAUCGUGCUCUAGUGUUUCUGGUAUGGGUAUGUUGGCGGAGAGAUAUCAAGACGACAAAGAACGCGGUAACGCGAUGGGUAUCGCGCUGGGCGGACUGGCCCUUGGCGUCCUUAUCGGCCCUCCAUUCGGCGGAGUGAUGUACGAAUUUGUAGGGAAAUCCGCCCCGUUUUUAGUCCUUUCCGCGUUAGCCCUUGGCGAUGGACUAUUGCAGCUCUUGAUGCUUCAACCGUCGGUCGUGUACACAGAAGCGGAACCGCCGUCGUUGAAGUCCCUUGUCACCGAUCCCUACAUCAUUUUAGCAGCUGGCGCGAUAACGUUCGCAAAUAUGGGAAUCGCUAUGCUGGAACCGAGCCUACCUAUCUGGAUGAUGGAUACGAUGGGCGCGAGCCGCUGGAAACAGGGGGCCACGUUUUUACCAGCGAGCAUCAGUUAUUUGAUCGGGACGAAUCUCUUCGGACCACUCGGGCACAAAAUGGGCAGAUGGCUAGCUUCCCUGAUAGGCCUCGUCGUUAUUGGUAUCUGCUUGAUGUGCAUCCCGCUAGCGAAAAGCAUCGAUCACUUGAUCGUGCCGAACGCGGGAUUGGGAUUCGCGAUCGGGAUGGUGGACAGUUCGAUGAUGCCCGAGCUAGGAUAUCUAGUUGACAUAAGACACAGCGCUGUUUACGGGAGCGUUUACGCUAUCGGCGACGUGGCGUUCUGCCUCGGCUUUGCUAUAGGUCCAGCGCUGAGCGGGACUCUGGUCAACAGCAUUGGCUUCGAAUGGAUGCUUUUCGGCAUAGCUUUGUUAAAUUUCAUUUACGCACCUCUCAUGUAUUUCCUAAGGGCGCCGCCGACCAAGGAAGAGAAAAAGUCGUUAAUAAUUGGCGAGAAAUCGUCCGUGCGUUAUGUCACGUACCAAAAUGAGGAAGAGGACCAGUGAAACAAUAAUUCUAAGCAUUCUUCGAUAUUAUUUCGGUACAAGCAGUUGUUUUACUUAUCGUUAGAGAGGACGCGUAUUUUCUUUUCUCCCUAAGAUAUCGUUAAAAAAAGAAUAGAGAUUGCCUUUGCGUUGUUACGUGCGAUUUUUACGGGUAUUCUAAUUUCCGCAAUACUUUCUCAACUGACGAGACAAUAAUAUAUUCCUCCUUAUUUUCGCGUUUUCCCGUUUAAUAGUAUCAAAGUAUUCGCGGUCUCUUGUUUCCAUAAAUGAUAGGAAGCUACAAACAUCGACAAUAAGCACAACUUGUUGACAUGCACUUGAUAACAUUUGGCAAACUACCGUGUAAAUGUAAAAUUAGUAUAACCGAGUAAAGUUUUCCUAAUGGGCGCUCGACAAUUUUGAAAAGAGAAAGAGAGAGAGAGAGAGAGACGAACGAUCCUCCAGUAUACAGAAGUCGCACAACAUCACACUUGGUAUCUAUACAAAUAUUAAAUGUCUGAGAACUCGGGAGAUCUCGCAUUCUCGAGUAUUUACGGAUAGAAGUAGCCGUGACGAGAGGGCGGACACGUUGUGAAAUGUCUUUCUGUGUAUUUCUGCAUCAUCGAUAUUAUCGUUACGCACAUAUCGUAUGUAACAGACGGUAGACUAAAGCCUAAAGCAACGCAAAAGUCGCGGAAAAAAAAACCCAAAAAAAAGCUCGUUAUACCGUAGCAUGUGAUAGCAAGAGAUAUAUAUGUUCGUUAGACGUGUUACAUGAUAUAUAUGAGAAAAGAGCAGGCAGACGAUGCAAAAAAGUUACCCUUAGAUGUGAAAGGCUUAAAUUCGGGAUGCAUAUUGUACACAAUGCCCAAUUGUAAAGAUAAGCGCGUGGGAAAAAAAAAUAUGGCACGACCCUACUAAGCGCGAAUCAGAAGAUUCCGGUCGGCCGAGCUAGGACAGCGCGUGUGAACGGAACGGGACAGGAUUAAAACAGUGGAUAUCGCGUGAUCGGUACAUCGGUGCCUCCGGCGUGUUCUUCGGGGUAGCAAAUUGCACAAAGGAAUCUCAGUCCUACGUCGAGAAGAACCGCCCGAUUUGGUUUCCCUGAAUGGCUGCAGGGAAACCGGCGACAGGGACGGUCGGGUGUUUUAAAGGGUUCUUCGUACAUUGCGAUACGGCCGCGAUUAGACCCUGUACCUUCGUCGCGAGAACGAGGCGACAUUAUCCGCGGAGUGCCCUGGCGCAUACGAUUUACCGAAACUCGCUGAUCUCAUCGCCGUUGGUGAAACGAAAGGGGAUAAAACGUAAGAGAAAGAGAGAAAGAACGAUCGAGCUUGUCGCAAAUCCCGGCAUCUCUCGGUACGUUCUUCGAGAUUAAUUUCCGUUUCCCGAUUACGACUUUCAACGCAUGCACGAAAGAAUGUAUAGAGAAUGUCACGGGAUUUGUCGGGGUAGAGAAUAGCAUUUAAACUUACAUAAGAAAAAAAUAA